UCAGCUCCUUAUCGGUAUGGUGAUGCUAGUAGCAUGAUGGGCUAUGGAUCAUACGGUUCUAUGGGAGGAAUGGGUGGUAUGGGCGGUAUGGGCGGUAUGGGAUCCCCAUAUGGGAUGGCAUCUCCAUAUGGAAUGUACGGAAUGGGAAUGUCACCCUAUGGAAUGGGAAUGCCUGGUAUGGGAAUGGGUGGAAUGAGUGGAAUGGGUGGUUUAGGAGGAUACGGCUCACCGUACUCACCCGGUGGUCUCUAUGGCGGUGGUGGUCUCGGUAGCCUUGGCUCAGGCUUGGGCAUGGGCCUCGGAACGAGCUCGUAUUUCAAAAGAUGA
Messenger RNA from Cylicostephanus goldi, 327 nucleotides. Lineage: Eukaryota; Metazoa; Nematoda; Chromadorea; Rhabditida; Strongylidae. The record is from the annotation of a GenBank genome assembly.